Molecule: messenger RNA, 411 nt
Organism: Ixodes scapularis (black-legged tick)
Lineage: Eukaryota; Metazoa; Arthropoda; Arachnida; Ixodida; Ixodidae
Exons: 5
Coding region: 1-411 (136 amino acids)
Biological process (GO): negative regulation of DNA-templated transcription
Molecular function (GO): DNA binding
Source: RefSeq, a predicted model, not a curated record
AUGUACGUAGACCUUGGCAGAGGCGUCUUCAUCAAGUCCUCUGCAUGGAGAGAGGUCAGCAAGGCUGUGAAAAGUUCCCUUUUUCUAAAGGAACUGGCUGCGGCCCUCUAUGGGCAAAAGGAGCUCAUGGAGAGAUCGGCCAAGGGCAAGCACUCACCCAGAUUUCCGAAUGAACCGAGGAAAAAGCCAAUCUCUCCCGUGAAGCUUAUGGUCAUGCAAGACUGCUACAAAAAGCGCCUCCAGGAUAUGGGCAUGCCGGAGAACCUCGCGGCUGAAGCCUCGGGCAAAGACGUGACAGGUCUCAUCAAUGAGAAAAUCGGGGACCUCAGGAAGCAGGCAAAGAGGGCAGAAGCUGCUGCUGCAGCCGCUGCAGCUAAGGCUAAGGAAGCAGCUCCCGUGGAAGCAGACUGA